Magallana angulata is the source of this 9418-nucleotide messenger RNA. Its product is annotated as phosphatidylcholine translocator ABCB4-like. Gene Ontology annotation, molecular function: ABC-type transporter activity; ATP hydrolysis activity; ATP binding. The transcript is spliced from 28 exons. The coding region runs from base 627 to 4703 and encodes 1358 amino acids. Gene Ontology annotation, cellular component: membrane. Gene Ontology annotation, biological process: transmembrane transport. The record is from RefSeq and is a predicted model, not a curated record. Lineage: Eukaryota; Metazoa; Mollusca; Bivalvia; Ostreida; Ostreidae.
UAUUGACCUAGAUUAAGACCUCCAUUGUGGUCACCCAUGGACGAAUGAACUUUUGCUCUUCCAGCCUGUUACUUAAAGAGACUAAGUACAUACAUAGCUAGUAUAUAUAUUCUUGAUGUAAACAAGGAAAGCGUGUGACUGACGGAUGUGUAACUCGUUCAGCAUUUACUACGACUCCGCUUUUACUCUGACAACAGUGUGUUUCUUUACUUAUAUGUGGAAAUUGACGUAUUAAAUGAGAGGAUAUUGGAUCACUCUGAAGAUCAAUUGACGAUAUAUAAUUAACCCAAAUAAUUAAGAAUGGGAUGCUGUAAUUAUCAUGUCUGAGGGAAAUUUUCCUAAGCACCAUGAAGAGUUGGAAUUUAGAACAUAGUGAUUCUGAAUCAUCAGUCUAAUAGGUGGAAAUUCAGCCGCAAAGUUUAAGAUAAUAUUGAAAUUAGUGUUUGUGUGCGCAAUUUGCCAGCUAGUGUUAACUGAGAUAUAUCUUCAUUAUUAUAGCUCUUCCGACGAUUAGAUUAGAAUUGUUACAGCAAGUUCUACAUAAACACUAUAUGUAAUUAUAUAUACAUAAUUAUAUACAAGUGUCAAAUCUGGGAGAUUUUUAAUUAAUAUUAAAAAAAAAAAAAAUGGAGCAACAAAAUACGACACUAACAGCUAAAGACAUCCAGAUGGACGAAAAGAUUCCGAUUCAAAACGGAGAGCACGUCCACCAAAACGGAGAAAGCGGGAAACAAAAUGGAGUCUCGGAAAACGGAGUGCCUGCGGAACCCAAGAAAGGCCAGGCCACGGUUACGAUAAACCCGGAGGUCAAAGUGAGGACGGUGAAUAAAGAGAAACAGAAGGAGAAAGUUCAACAAAUCGGGUUCUUUACUCUGUUCCGAUAUGGGAGUCUGUUUGAUAAGAUUAUUUUGGCCGUGGGGAUAUUGUGCGCCAUGGGGACGGGAUGUGCCACGCCCAUCAACUUCUUUGUGUACGGAGAUCUGGCCAAUUACUUCAUUUUGUACGACAUCGCCAAGGGAACGAACUUCAGUGACACAAACCUUACCACACAAGUUAGUCGCGAGGAACUACUGAAGAGUCUUGAUAUCUUAGACAUUGCAAAGGAGCAUGCCCUGUACUUUUGUCUGAUCGCGAUUGGUGCCUUCACGCUCGGUUUCACCAGCAUCUUCUGUUUCACUGUGUCCGCAGAAAGACAGAUCCGGGUCAUCCGGAAGCUUUUCUUUCGCUCCAUCAUGCGCCAGGACAUGGAGUGGUUUGAUACACACGAAAGCAGUGAAUUAAGCACACGGUUUUCAGAAGAUAUGCAUUUGAUAUAUGACGGCAUGGGAGACAAGAUAGCCACAUUUUUCCAGUGGACGACCACGUUUGUGGUCUCUUUCAUCAUCGCGUUCAUCUCUGGGUGGAAGCUGGCCCUAGCUACCGUCGCAUUCUGUCCCCUCAUCAUUUUAAUCGGUGGGACAUUGACCAGGUGGGUGCGUAAUUUGUCGGGAGAGGAGUCGCAGGCCUACGCCAGUGCGGGGUCGGUAGCAGAGGAAGUGUUCUCAGCCAUCAGAACGGUAACCGCCUUCAACGGGCAGGAGAAGGAGUGUAAACGGUAUAAUGCCAACCUGAUGCACGCCAAAAAUAAUGCAGCCAAAAAGGGGGUGGUGCUGGGUCUGACGGUCAGUGCCUUUUGGUUCUUGAUCUUUUCUGCACUCAGUGUGGCGUUUUACUAUGGAGUCAAACUCAUGCAAGACCCUGAUGAGGAUUUCGACCCAGGGGACACCCUCACUGUGUUCUUGGGGGUGAUGAUUGGUUCCAUGUCUCUGGGUCACGCCUUCCCCACCCUGGAAAUCAUCGCUAAUGCUCGCGGGGCGGCCACCCAAGUAUUCUCCAUCAUCGAACAGAAAUCGAAGAUAAAUUAUGAGCAGGAAGGGGGCAGGAAGCUAGAGAAGAUGGAGGGGAACAUCAAGUUCCGAGGUGUCCAUUUCCGUUAUCCCGCUCGACCCAACAUUCCUAUUCUACAAGGCAUCGAUUUGGAUGUACAGAAGGGACAAACCGUAGCAUUAGUUGGAUCAUCAGGCUGCGGUAAAAGUACCAUUAUCCAACUGUUACAGAGAUUCUAUGAUCCCGAGGAAGGGCAGUUGAGUGUGGACGACGUUGACGUCAAGGAGAUGAACUUGACCUGGCUGCGCCAGCAGAUUGGUGUGGUCAGCCAGGAACCGGUUCUGUUCGGUACCACCAUCGCCGAGAACAUCCGCUACGGACGAAUUGAUGUAACGCAGGGGGAGAUAGAACAGGCCGCUAAGGAGGCCAAUGCCCACACAUUUAUAAAGGAACUCCCACAGGGCUAUGAGACUUUGGUGGGGGACAGGGGAGCCCAGCUGAGUGGGGGACAGAAGCAGAGAAUCGCCAUCGCGCGGGCCCUGGUCAGAAACCCCAAGAUCUUACUCCUGGAUGAGGCAACCUCGGCAUUGGAUAAUGAGAGCGAGGCGGUGGUGCAGAAAGCCUUGGAAAGGGCAGAAGUUGGGAGGACCACCAUUGUGGUGGCCCAUAGACUGACGACGGUUAGAAACGCGGACGUAAUAUUCAGCAUGGCGGACGGUCGGGUCCAUGAGAGGGGCAGUCACAGAGAACUAAUGGACAGGAAGGGACUCUACUACACCCUGGUCAACUUACAGUCCCAAACUAAUGAAGAAACAGAGGAAGCUUCAUUUUCAUUGGAUAAAACUCCCUCACCUCAAGUCAAAGACUCGUUCUUGGCCUGGGUGAGCUCAACUCAGGUGGCUGAAGAGUUGGAACAUGAACUGUUUGAGGAUGAAGAGGCGGACGAAAAUGCUGCCCUCAUGCAUAAGGUCAAAGGUCAUCAUGCUACGCCCAUUGCUAGGCAGAUGUCUGCCAUGAGCAGCCAUAGUAAUGAUGUCAUUGAUGGCAAAGCAGAAACUGACGAGGAAGAGGCCGAGGCUGACAUUCCCCUGGCCCCCCUCAGUAAGAUCAUGAAGAUGAACUCACCCGAGUGGCUGUACAUAACAGUGGGCAGUAUCUGUUCCGUGAUCGUCGGUGCAAUACAACCCGCCUUUGCCUUCCUGAUGGCUGAAUUCUUGAAGGUGUUUUCCAUGACCAAAGAAGAGCAGGACCGAGUGUCCCUAAUCUUAGUGGGCAUCAUCAUGGGAAUCGCUGUCUUCAAUGCAUUACUUCGACUCGUGCUGGGUAUUUGCUUUGUAAAGGCUGGUUCAGAUUUAACAUUGAGGAUGAGGAAACUAGCUUUCAAGUCAAUCGUCUGGCAGGAUAUUAGUUUCUUUGACAACCACGAGAAUCGAGUGGGGGCUCUGACAACAAGACUGGCCAGUGAUGCGGCUCUUGUACAAGGGGCCACAGGUACAAAGAUAGGACAGGUGCUCGAGUCCCUGGCGGUGCUGACCACUGCCCUCAUUGUGGCGUUCAUCUACAGCUGGAACUUGACCCUCGUCAUACUCGCAUUUAUGCCCCUCAUGAUCGGUGUGGGUGUCGUCCAGUCUAGACUGGUGGCAGGGUUUGCCAAGGGGGACAAGAAAGCAAUGGAAGAGGCGGGAAAGAUCUGCACAGAGGCUAUAGAUAACGUCAGGACUGUGGUAUCCCUAACCAGGGAGAAGACUUUUGUUGACGAGUAUUCCAACCAUGUUGACAGUAUUUACAGGUCUGGGAUCAAGAGAGCUGCCCUGUAUGGUGUUGUAUUUGCUGUGUCUCAGUGCUUCAUGUAUUUCGCCUACGCUGCCUCGUUUACUUAUGGUGCCUACUUAGUUACUCAGGGACUUGGAUUCCAGGAUGUGUUCAGAGUGUUUGGUGCAAUCAUAUUCGGUGGAAUGCAUGUUGGACGCACAGGGUCCAGUGCGCCAGACUUCACAAAAGGAAGACGAGCAGCUAGUAGACUGUUCUCCCUCAUAGAGAGGAAACCAGCCAUUGAUGCCAAGACAGAGGAUGGUCAGAAACUGAAGUCCUUCACAGGAGCGGUAGAGUUCAAGGACGUUCGCUUCUCUUACCCCUCCCGACCGGACGUUGAGGUCCUAGGGGGCCUCAGUCUCUCUGUGAGCCCGGGGGAAACACUGGCCCUGGUGGGAACCAGUGGUUGUGGUAAAAGUACCACUGUUCAGAUGAUAGAGCGGUUCUACGACCCAAGUGGAGGCUCGGUGAUUGCUGAUGGUGUUGACAUAAAAUCGCUCAACCUGACCUGGUUAAGAUCUCACAUUGGCAUUGUGUCACAGGAACCCACCCUGUUUGACACCAGUAUUGCAGAGAACAUAGCAUACGGGGAUAACUCCCGAGAGGUUCUGAUGGACGAAAUAAUUAGCGCAGCACGGAACGCUAACAUUCAUAACUUCAUUGAGAGUUUACCUCAUGGAUAUGAGACAAAUGUUGGAGAAAAGGGCACACAACUCUCUGGAGGACAGAAGCAGAGGAUAGCGAUCGCGCGAGCACUGGUCCGGAAUCCCAGAGUUUUGCUGCUGGACGAAGCCACGUCAGCCUUAGAUACAGAAAGUGAAAGGAUUGUUCAGGAUGCCUUGGACAAAGCCCGACAGGGGCGUACGUGUGUGGUGAUAGCCCACCGACUAUCCACCAUUCAGAAUGCCGAUAGAAUAGCCAUCAUACACAAGGGACACGUAGUGGAACUAGGGACACACUCGGAACUGUUGGCAAAGAAAGGCGUCUACUGGAAGUUAUCCCAGCACAACGUCAAAAAGAGCUGAAAAUCAACAGUGUCUUAAAAUAUGUAUCAGUUGGCAUAAUCUUUCAGCACCCAUUCUCUUUAUCAUGUGUUGACUCCAAAAUUGUCAUUAUCUUACUAUGUGUCAGAAAGAGCUGAAUAUCAACAGUGUCUUAAAAUAUGUAUCAGUUUGCAUAAUCUUUCAGCACCCAUUCUCUUUAUCAUGUGUUGACUCCAAUAUUGUCUGUAUCUUACUAUGUCAGAAAGAGCUGAAUAUCAACAGAGUCUGACAAUAUGUAUUAGUUAAUUUGCAUAAUCUCUCAGCACCCAUUCUCAAAAAUGUGUGAUGUUGACUUCAAAAUUGUCAGAAUCAGACUAUUUCUAUGUAAGUUUUUAUAUUAUCUUUCUCAUCAUCCAUCCAUUAAUUAUAAUGUUUGAUGUCUCCAGCACUCCAAAGCAUCACACAUUUGAUGACUGUUCAGACUUUUUAUGUUUAUUAAGACAACUUUCAAACUUAAUGUAUUUGAGGAAGUCCAGGUUGUAUUAUUUGAUUUAUUUGUGCAAAUGUUAACAGAACAGGAUACUGACACAGAUAUAAAUGUUAGUUGAUAAUAUCUUCUUCAAUUCAAUGUCCAUUCCUCUCCUCAUUCAGAUGUUACGUACACCAUCUACUUUCCCAUCAUGCAAAUCAAUUUUAUUUCCCUGAUUGGCUUUUACUUCGUGAAUGGAAGCCACAGUGACAAAAUUUCACUCCUUUUAAAAAAAAAAUUAUUAGUUAUCUACCACAGACAUUUGAAAUUAGGGAACUGACAACCUCAUGUAAAUCUUUUACACGUGACGGACCAAUAUUUUUUAUUAGAUUGUAUUACAUGUAUUUUGUUUUUGAUUAUACUACAGUUAGGACCAUAUUUACGUUUUUGAAUUGGAAGCAUGUACUCUUUUUAUACAUUUGUUAAGUCAUAUUACUGGAAACAAAUUUUCUAUGUUAUGUCUAUUUUGUGUACAUUUAAUAUGUAUAAACUGACAUAUCAUGUUUUAAUAACUGUUCAUCACUGGGUUAUUUCUCCACAUCAUAUCAUUUUCCACUUCUCCACUAUCCACUUUAUUCAUAAGUUACUCGGGGUCUCUAGAAUUUACUUAAAGAAUUUGGUUUCUACAGAAUUGUAAUUUUUGAUGUAUUCACAAUUUGAAAAAAAAAUGAAAAUUCCAUACAAGUAAGGAAAUUUUGAUUUUAAAUUUUCAAUUUCAAAUUUUGAUUUUGAGGUAAUGCUCUCACACUUUUCAUUCAAAAUUGGCAGGAAAAUAAUUAGAAUUGCCGAAAAAAAAUUUGACUUGUAGUUAAGAAUCUUUCAUGAUUGUUUCUGACCAAGAAAUUGGUAUUAAUUUAUAUGUUAGCAGCUCAGGGAUUCUGUUCUGUUUUUGUUAUAGGCACACAUAGACUUGUGCAAGACCUCUAUGUCCAAACAAUCUAACAUGUAGCAAUAUCCGCUGUGCCUUUAUGUUCAUUCUUUGCAAUAGUUACUGUUGUACAUCUGUUUGUUGUUCCUUGUUUUAGGAUCAUGAUUAAUAUUGAAGUUGAUAGAAAUGUUGUAAGUGAAUAUAGCUGUUAGUAAAAGUAAAAUGACAGUUGUGAGUUUUGAGUCUGAUAUGCUGAGUUUUGAGUCUGUAAUGCUGAGUUUUGAGUCUGAUGUGCUGAGUCUGAUGUGCUGAGUUUUGAGUCUGAUAUGCUGAGUUUUGAGUCUGAUAUGCUGAGUUUUGAGUCUGUAAUGCUGAGUUUUGAGUCUGAUGUGCUGAGUCUGAUAUGCUGAGUUUUGAGUCUGAUAUGCUGAGUUUUGAGUCUGAUGUGCUGAGUUUUGAGUCUGAUACACUGAGUUUUGAGUCUGUAAUGCUGAGUUUUGAGUCUGAUGUGCUGAGUCUGAUGUGCUGAGUUUUGAGUCUGAUAUGCUAAGUUUUGAGUCUGUAAUGCUGAGUUUAGAGUCUAAUGUGCUGAGUCUGAUGUGCUGAGCUUUAAGUCUGAUAUGCUGAGGUUUGAGUCUGAUCUGUAAUGCUGAAUUUUUUGGAAUCUGGGUCUGCAAGUCUAAGUGUUUUUGGGCAUUAUUUAACAAUUUAAUACUUUAGGAUUGUGCAAGUCUUUAGAUGCAGUGCAACCUGCAGAUUGUGCUGGUGACUUAUUUUUUAAAGAUUGUAACAGUUACUGUAAAAUUCUGCCUAAUUUGACCUUCGGUAUUUACAAGUUUUAAAGAAUAUGUAUUUAAAUAUAUAAGUUUCAGAAUUUUUUCUGUAUAAUAUCUUGAAUGAUUGUUUUUUAGAUGGUGUUUAUAACUUUAGAGUGUGUUUGCUAUAUUAUGAAUGGUGUCCAACUUGCAUGCAAGUAACAUUUGAUCAGAAUACAAGUUUUCUUCAGAAACAGCAUUGAACAGAUUCGAUGGUCAGGAUUUUGUUGUUGUUUUGUUGUUAGUCUUAGUUUGUUUUGAUGAUGAUAUUAUCUUCUGCAUUCCUAUGUUUCUGAACAUUCUGAUUGUAUUUACACUAAACUCUGCCUUUUUUUUUCUCCAUUGUUUUUUAUUGACAUUUUUUAAGCUGAUAAUUAGCAAAAAACUUGCCAUCAUUCACGGAAUCAUUCUUGACUUCUUGUAUGGAUGGUUUUCUGGUACACAUUUAUAUUUGUUAUACUUUCAUGUUAAAUACUGAAAUCUGAUUGGUUAAGAUGCAGUUAAUAAUAUUUACUAUUACCCUCAGCGUUAGCAACGCACUUGGCAACGGGUAACAUUAAAAAUUGUUAUACUUUCAUGUUAAAUACUGAAAUCUGAUUGGUUAAGACGCAGUUAAUAAUAUUUACUAUUACCCUCAGCGUUAGCAACACACUCGGCAACGGGUAACAUUAAAAAAUGUUACAUGCGCGAAAAUUAUGCGCGUACGGUUCGCUGUAGAAUUCACGUUAUUCCUAUAUAAAAGCAGUAAAAUUUUCUUAGAAAUUUUAAAAAAGACAUUCAGUAUAACAAAAUAAAUAGUGCCUGUUUGGGAGGAUAACAGUUGAAAUUGACACCCCUCGAAAACCAUUGUCAACCUCCGCUUCGCGUCGGUUGACAAUGGUUUUCUCGGGGUGUCAAUUUCAACUGUUACCCUCCCAGGCACUAUUUAUAUAAUAUAUACCAUUGUUGUGACUGGUUCAAUCUCUUUUUUGUUUCAUUGAAUGACUCCAUGAGUCUUCUGUAUGGUGCAUUACAGCCACCUAAUAUUCAGACGGCUUUCCGCUAAAAAACAGCUAAAUGUAUCAUAUUUACAGUAUUCUUUUUUCGUUCUUACUUAGUUGAAAAUAACCAAGUUUUAUGCUGAAUUAUAUGCAGUUCUUAAUAUCUUGGAUCCUCAAAUACUGUAAACUGACUUUUAUUCGGGAGCAAAAAAAAACCGAUGAGAGAUUUAUACAAUGUUUAAUGAAUUCAUUGUAGAUUUAUUAAAUUGCAAAUGUUUUUUUUUUUUUUUAUUAUUGGCUCUAUUAAAAUGCCUCUUGUCUCAACUGCUAUGCAGUAUGAUAGCAAACCUUCAAAUCUUUCUAGAAACAUUUCAAUGUUAACUUAAUAUUCCUGCCAGGUUUUAUAUUACUGGUAUAUAUUUAUGUUUUUUUCUUUUAUCUAUAUAUUUCUUCAGGGGUCAAACAACACAACUUGCCAUAUCAAAUUAUUUACUGUUUGUAACCUUACAUAUUUUCUGUGAUAUGUCUAUAUAUUGGAGUCUCUUAUCAAUAAAUAUAUUGGAUAAAUACUGGUCCCUCCCAAGGGAAUAAUUGGCUUGCUCUAUUUAUAUACAUGUACAGUGAAACACGCUUAUAACAAAGUGCCAGGGAUGGACAAUUUUGCUUUGAAUUCGUUGUAAGCGUAAUUUGUUAUAUCAGUCAAGUUUACAACAAGUAAUAAAGUCAUGGAACCCCCACCCUUUUAAAUGAAAAUUACUUCGGUGUAAGCAUCAGUUAAUUAUAAGAGUGUUCACUAUAACCUUGUUUUACUGUACCAGUACUAAAUGUAUUUUGUAUGUGUUUUGUUAGUGCGUGUAUUACCUCUUGGUUAAUAAGCAAAAGAUGUGUUAAGACUAGGAAGAUGUCAGGAAAAACAAAACAAAACUAGAUCUCUUAGGGGCCUAAAUGUAUAUGCCUGGCCACAUAGUUUUUAUUUUUCAUAACUGAACCUCACAGAUUAAAAUUUCUUAUAUGUAAAUUUAUUUGUUUGGACUGCAUGAUUUUGGUGGUUUUGUUCCAAGUGUCUCGUUGAGAUGAGUGUUUGACUGACCCUGAUCCCUGCAAGUUCAAAUGUUGUAUUUGAUAGUUUGCCAAUAUUUUUUGACAAUCAUGUCUUGUUGUCCUAAAUUGAAGAAAAAGAUUGUCUUUCUCAAAUUAUUAUAAAUAUACAAGAUCAUAAAUUUUAAAGAUUUGAAUUGUAAUUUAAUGGAUAUCUUUUUAAUGAUUUCAAUCACCUCUAUGUACAUUCAUUUCUCUGACUUACUUGUGACCUUUGUAAAAGUACCAGCCUUCAGAAUUCACAAAACACUCUUAAAUGUAAAUGUACUAAUUAGUUUAAGUUAUAUGUAUACUGUAUGAAUUUUACAUCUAUGUAGUCUCCACGUAUUUUGUAUCUAUGUGUAACAAAUUGAGUUUGUUUUCUAGUAUUUUUCAGUUGUUUCUGUGAGCCAAGUCUUAUUUUGUUCAUGGUUGUUAACUAUUUAUUUGAUUGAUUAUACAAAGAAUAAAGAAAUACUUCAAUCGGA